This is a messenger RNA of Rubroshorea leprosula, 882 nucleotides long. The record is from the annotation of a GenBank genome assembly. Lineage: Eukaryota; Viridiplantae; Streptophyta; Magnoliopsida; Malvales; Dipterocarpaceae.
CCACAUUCAAAUCAAACAUUACAUCUUUCUUCAAGAAAAAGUCUGGAUAUAUUCUGCAACAUAUUCUAAUGGAGUCAGACAAGAGUGGUGGAGAAACAACUAUCAGAAUUCAAGAGGGGAGGAGUGAUUCAAAAGGAAACGCCCCUGUAGUUGCCAUUGCAACUUCAAAGGCUAGUCAACAUUCUAAAGGGCGAUGGAGAAAAGGCAUAGCCAUUUUUGACUUCAUCUUGAGGCUAGGUGCAGUUGCAGCAGCCUUAGGUGCCACUGCAGUCAUGGGCACUACAGAUGAGACUCUCCCUUUCUUCACACAAUUCUUCCAGUUUGAAGCUCAAUACAGUGAUAUUGAAGCUUUCGUGUUUUUCAUGAUAGCAAAUGCAAUAGUCAGUGUGUAUCUGGUCCUCUCCCUGCCCUUCUCAAUUGUCUGCAUCGUUCGUCCAUAUGCAACAGCACCAAGGCUUCUCCUCCUCAUCUUUGAUACGAUUAUGAUGGCCCUCACAUUAGUUGCUGCUGGAGCUGCUGGUUCCAUAGUGUAUCUAGCUCAGAAUGGAAAUCCAAACGCAAACUGGCAAGCCAUUUGUCAGCAGUUUGACAACUUUUGCCAGAGUGUUAGUGGGGCUGUGGUGGGUUCCUUCAUAGCAGGAAUGAUACUCAUGAAACUGGUCAUAAUGUCUGCUAUUGCUCUUAAAAGAAGCUGAGAAAAAGCACAUGCUUUCCUCAGCACAGCACCCACUCAACUCUACUUCCCAAGAGAUAGAAAACAAAAGUGUCCUGUCUGUUGAUCUCACUUCUGAUUGACUGCUGUUGAAUGGUUAUUAUGUUUAUGGUAAAUCUGUGUGUUGUAUUGUAUCUUGGUUUUGUAUAAAAUAAAGUCCUGUUCACCUU